Molecule: messenger RNA, 1826 nt
Organism: Apodemus sylvaticus (European woodmouse)
Lineage: Eukaryota; Metazoa; Chordata; Mammalia; Rodentia; Muridae
Gene: Nup42
Product: nucleoporin 42
Exons: 7
Coding region: 93-1355 (420 amino acids)
Cellular component (GO): nuclear envelope
Molecular function (GO): nuclear export signal receptor activity; metal ion binding
Source: RefSeq, a predicted model, not a curated record
GGCGCGAGGCGAUGACGUCACACUAGCCGGACCGCGGUUGCGGAAGCCUGGGCCCUCGACCGCGAGUAGGGUCUAGCUGGGACGGCGCUACCAUGACCAUUUGCCAGUUUUUCCUUCAAGGCCGGUGCCGCUUCGGAGACCGCUGCUGGAACGAGCAUCCCGGCGCCCGGGGUGCGGGCGGGGCCCGGCAGCCGCCACCGCAGCAGCAGCCACCCUCAGGGAGUGACCGUCGAGGGUGGGGUACCAGCAGCCAAAGGCACACCAGUGUCAUCCAGCCUUCCAGCUUCCCCAGGCCCACACCAUGGGGUGGCAGCAGAGCGCAGGACAAACCACAAUUCGGUUCUCUGGAUUCUGGAGCUUCCACCAGCAGGGGCUUCGGGUCGUCUCAAAACCCUUUUGCUUCACCUCUCUCCGAUGAGCAGAAAGAUGAAAAGAAACUUCUGGAAGGAAUCGUUAAGGAUGUAGAAGUUUGGGAGUCAUCGGGGCAGUGGAUGUUUUCUGUUUACUCACCAGUGAGAAAGAAACCCAGCAUUUCAGGUUUCACAGACAUUUCACCCGAGGAGUUGAGGCUUGAAUACCAUAACUUCUUAACCAGCAAUAACUUACAGAGCUAUCUAAACUCUGUUCAACAGCUAGUAAGUCAGUGGAGGAAUAGGAUAAAUGAACUGAAAAAUCUAAAUAUGUCAACCAAAGGAGCUCUGCUCUCUGAUGUAAAGGAUGGGGUCAGUCAAGCAGCACCUGCGUUUGGAUUUGGAAGUAAGCAAGCAGGGACAUUUGGGUCACCAGGUUUUCCAGGGAAUAACAGCAGCAGCAGUACUGUUCAGAACUUUAGUUUUAAAACAAGCCCCGGACUGGCCACUGCUCCUUCUGGAAGUGCAUCAGUGUUUGGAAGUCCCCCGGCCUUUGGGACUGGGCCCUCUGCUGGCUCCGCCCUCUCUUCCUCCACUCCAGCCUUUGGACUUGGGAACCCUGAAGCUGUGUCUGCUGCCUCAUUUUCAUUCAAGAGCCCGGAAGCUUCCAGUUUUGGGUCACCUGGGUUUUCAGGACUUCCAGCUUCUGUGGCAGCGAGUCCCUUUGGCCCUACCACAGCCCCUGCCUUCGGAAGCGGCAGCUCUGUGGCUGGUUUUGGCAGUCCUAGCCCACAUUCUCAGGCUGUAUUUGCUAAACCUUCCAUGGACGUGUUUGCAGGUAGUGGCAUAUCUACCUCUGCCCCAGCUUCCAGUGCCACUGAUAACGCACUGUUCACGCCCAGGGAUCAGCUGACGAAGGAAGAACUGGAGCAGUUUCAAUCCCAGAAGUUUACCCUGGGGAAAAUCCCUCUGAAGCCACCACCUGUCGAGCUUCUGACCAUAUAAAGGUCAGGUUUAAAUACAGAAAGAGUGCCUUUAGCUAGGCAUGUCGUGCCUGCCUACAGUCUGGGAAGCUAAGCAGCAGAACACCACAAAUUCAGGCCAGUGUGGACAGCACAGAAUGAGUAAGAGACCAGCAGCUCUGUGCGGGACCCUCCAAGAGAAAGAUCUGAAUGGCUUCUAAAGCAAUGCUGUUGGAGUGCUGGGGAUCACACUGCGGCCUCCCCAGGCCAGGCCAGGCCCACCUGACCCAUCCCCCAUCCCUAACCUUGGCUUCUGAGAUUGAAUGAAUUUAUAUAUAUGGCCCAUAAGCUUUCAGUAAUUGAGGGAUUUUAAAGUUUAACUUUUCUAAACACUUAGCUAAAUAAAGGACAGCCAAGAAAGUCAAUAAGCAAGGGAAAUCUUUUGUGCUGUAAUUAUGAGUGGAACUAAAAAGUACAGUGUACUGAAUAAAGUAAUUUUCUCAUUCUGUUCCAA